UUAAGUACGUCUUGUUGACACAACAUCCAAUAUCGAUGCUUUCAUUGGCUUUCGAUCCCAUGUGCGAAGUUCAUUUGUUUGUUUUAAUGUGUUAAUCAGCAGAAAUCGAUCGAAAAGAUUAUACACAUAAAGAAGAAGAUGAGUUUGAAAAGAACGAAAUCUGUGGUGUUGACCGGAUACAGCGGUGCACCGGAAAUGGUUGAGACGAGAAUGACGGAAAUGCGCCCACUCGAUGGUCUGAUCGAAGUGCAGGUGCACACAUGCGGUAUAAACUUUGCCGAUAUUUAUCAGAGGAGCGGAUUCCUCUCGCUCCCUUUACCAUUCACCAUGGGAUUGGAGUGUUGCGGUAUCGUCACCGCCAUCGGUUACAGAUCCGACAAGUUUCGGGUCGGCGAUAAGGUGAUCUGCUACAACUACAUGGGCGGAAUGUAUAGCGAGCAAGUGAGAGUCGACGAGAUAAACUGCUUCAAGAUACCGCGCGACAUUAGCUUCGAGGAAGGCGCCUGCCUCUUCAUCAACUAUGUAUCGGCCUAUCUGUGUCUACUCGAAAUCGGAAACCUUACAGACGGAAAGAGCGUCUUCAUUCAUUCGCUUGCCGGUGGAUUCGGAUUGGCCGCCGUACAGAUCUGCCAGCGAUUCAAGGACGUGACCAUCUACGGGACGGCCUCCCCCAGCAAAUUUCAGUAUCUGCACGACCGGUACGGCCUUUCCAAUGUAAUGGUCACCGAAGAUCUGAUCGAUGGAUUCUGCGCCAUGUGUCCUGGUGGUCUGGACAUUGUUCUGGAGACGGAAUCCGGGGACGUCAAGGAUUUCCUCAUGAGCCAACUGAGACCGUUAGGUCGGAUGAUCAUCUUGGGUGCUAAAUCGUCGAUCGCUCGGGAAGCGAUCGACAGACCGGUCGGUCUGAUCAAUCCCGUCGAUUUGAUUCUCACCAAUCGCAUCGUCUCCGGUUUCCAUCUGGGCGUGCUGUGCGACAACAGGAAAGAGUUGCUCGAGGAAGUGUUGCAGACAGUGAUCGACUGGUUGCGUGACGGCAUCAUUAAUCCGGUCAUCCAUUCCAUUUGGGAUUCGCUCGAGUCCUACUUGGAUGCAAUCGCCGUGCUCGAGAGACGCAGCAACAUCGGCAAAAUCCUUCUCAAAAUUACAUAAAUCUUCUACAUUCGUUCCUGUUGCUGACCA
Nicrophorus vespilloides is the source of this 1179-nucleotide messenger RNA. RefSeq names its product synaptic vesicle membrane protein VAT-1 homolog. The transcript is spliced from 4 exons. The record is from RefSeq and is a predicted model, not a curated record. Lineage: Eukaryota; Metazoa; Arthropoda; Insecta; Coleoptera; Silphidae. Gene Ontology annotation, molecular function: oxidoreductase activity. Bases 139 to 1149 code for a protein of 336 amino acids.